Messenger RNA from Scatophagus argus, 2015 nucleotides. It is a transcript of the gene acadsb, whose product is annotated as acyl-CoA dehydrogenase short/branched chain. The coding region runs from base 96 to 1394 and encodes 432 amino acids. Gene Ontology annotation, cellular component: mitochondrion. Lineage: Eukaryota; Metazoa; Chordata; Actinopteri; Scatophagidae. The transcript is spliced from 11 exons. The record is from RefSeq and is a predicted model, not a curated record. Gene Ontology annotation, molecular function: acyl-CoA dehydrogenase activity; flavin adenine dinucleotide binding.
GUCUUAUUGUUUACGUUAAUACACAGCCUCGAGUGUAUGACUCGUACGAGGGGCACUUUAAGGCAGCAUCACAUGUAAACAUUUUGUAACGUAUCAUGGCUGCCCCGUUGGUCAGGAUUAUCUCAAAGUCGUGCAGACAGAUCUCUCGACCAUGGGGUGCAUGCCGGGCUGGAUGGAGGAGCUUGUCCAACACGCCUGUCCCAGACAUGGCUUCAGACCAGGCAGCUGGGAUGGUCUCCUUUCCUCCCCUUCAGACGUAUUCAGACGAGGAGAACAUGAUGAGGGAAGCAGUGAAAAAGUACGCCCAAGAGCGCAUUGCUCCGUUUGUGUCGAAGAUGGAUGAAAAUUCGGCCAUGGACGAGGAAGUGAUCAAAUCUCUCUUUGAACAGGGUCUCAUGGGCAUUGAGAUUGAGCCAGAGUAUGGCGGCACUGGCUCCACAUUCUUCUCCUCCAUUCUGGUCAUUGAGGAGCUGGCCAAGGUGGACCCCUCUGUGGCCGUGCUCUGCGACAUCCAGAACACGCUGAUCAACACACUGUUUGCCAAACUGGGUACGCCUGCUCAGAAAGAGCAGUACCUCAGCCGACUGUCGACUGACAUGAUCGGAAGCUUCUGCCUCUCUGAAGCAGAGUCAGGAAGCGAUGCCUUUUCUCUAAAGACACGUGCCGAGAAACAUAAAGACUAUUACAUCAUUAACGGAUCCAAGAUGUGGAUCAGCAACGCAGAGCAUGCUGGUGUUUUCCUGGUGAUGGCCAAUGUGGACCCAUCUGCUGGUUACAGAGGAAUCACCUGCUUCAUCGUGGACCGGGACACGGAGGGGCUUGAGAUUUGCAAGAAGGAGAACAAGCUUGGCCUGCGUGCUUCCUCCACCUGCCCGCUCAACUUUGACAACGUCAAGGUACCAGAGAAGAACAUUUUGGGACAGGUCGGUCAUGGGUACAAGUACGCCAUUGGAAUGCUGAACGAGGGCAGGAUUGGAAUUGCUGCUCAGAUGCUUGGACUGGCACAGGGCUGCUUCGAUCACACCAUUCCUUACACAAGACAGAGGGUGCAGUUUGGAAAACGAAUCUUUGACUUCCAGGGCAUGCAGCACCAAAUCGCCCACGUAGCGACACAGAUUGAAGCUGCUCGGCUGCUGACGUACAACGCUGCUCGUCUGAAGGAAGCCGGUAGGCCUUUCAUUAAGGAGGCCUGCAUGGCUAAAUACUUCUGCGCAGAGCUUGCAACCCUAACUACAUCUAAAUGCAUUGAAUGGAUGGGUGGGGUAGGCUUCACCAAAGACUACCCCAUUGAGAAAUACUACAGAGACUGUAAAAUUGGUACCAUUUAUGAAGGGACAACAAAUGUCCAGCUAUCUACAAUUUCUAAGUUCAUUGAUAAGGAGUUUGAGCACUGAGACCAUUUGACAGCAGCCUGAUGGAUUCCACUCUGCUGUGUUGCACUCCAUUUUCAUUUCCUCAAAUGACCUUGGUCGUUGCUGGAUAUUUGCCUUUCGUGUCUUCCAAAAGUUUGUCCUCGAUCACCAACUCUUACUCGUGUUUAAGUAGUUCCUAAAACUGUUACUGAUGUGGUUACAUUUUCCCAGCUUUAGGGUUAAAGUUGCUUUUUUUUUUUUCUUCAGGCCUUUACAAGAGUCUAUGAUUAAGUUAGUCGUAUGUAGACCUCUUCCCUCUUUUCAUAUUGGUCCUCAUGUGCUUAUUGAGUUAUAGUGAUGCGUCUCAUCCAACUCAUCCACAUAGUGCAAUAUUGGAAUGCUUUUUUAAAAACUUUUAUUUAAUAUUCCAGUGCCUUCAGAAGGUCUGCCAUGAAUGAGGUCAAUCACUUAAAAGUGUCUUUUAUGAACUCUGAGUCUCUGAAAAUGGACGUGUUGUAACACUCAUAUGCUCCAUAAAUACUGUACAGUUUGUUGUAGAGAAAAUAAGGAAGUGAUUUCACACAUUAUCACGAAGCUAUCUGUAAGAAGUGAUCUGUCAAAAUCAUUAGUGAUAUCAAUAAAAGUAUGCUGUUGUGCAGUGAA